Phyllostomus discolor (pale spear-nosed bat) is the source of this 693-nucleotide messenger RNA. Its product is annotated as C-C motif chemokine 3-like. The transcript has 3 exons. Gene Ontology annotation, cellular component: extracellular region. Gene Ontology annotation, biological process: cellular response to interleukin-1; cellular response to type II interferon; positive regulation of ERK1 and ERK2 cascade. The record is from RefSeq and is a predicted model, not a curated record. Gene Ontology annotation, molecular function: chemokine activity; CCR chemokine receptor binding. Lineage: Eukaryota; Metazoa; Chordata; Mammalia; Chiroptera; Phyllostomidae. Bases 103 to 378 code for a protein of 91 amino acids.
CUUAUAGUAUAAAGGAGGCUCAGAGCCCAGACUUUGAGGAGUCAGAGAACCCAGGAGUCUUCAACCCAGCGCUGUUCCUGCAGCUGGUCACCAGCCAGAAGGAUGAAGGCCAGCCUGGCCCUCCUAACCUUCCUGCUCGCCGUUGCUGCUCUCCACUCUGAGGCCAAUGAAGGACCAACUCAGGACCAGGUUAUUCGCUGCUGUUUCUCCUUCAUCUCUCGGAGAAUCCCACUCCGUUUUGUGAAACAUUAUUACUUGACUACAAGCCAGUGCUCCGUCCCAGGGGUUGUCUUCCUCACCAAACGUGGGAGACAAAUUUGUGCUAACCCCAGUGAUGCCUGGGUACAGAAGUACAUAGAACAGCUGGAACUCCAGUAGAUGUGAUCUGUGGGAACCGGGGCCACCACAGCUCGGGGACCAUGAGAAGAGACUGCAGACCACCUCCCCUCCCCAAGCAACCCUCUCAGAGCCCAGUGGCCCCCGGGCGUUGUCCUGGCCUGAACGGAAGCCCAUUCUUGCUCUUCUCGGCCCCUGUGCUCUGGUGAAUUCUGCUGGAGCUCUGCCAUGACACCCCGCCUCAGGGGCCUGAGGGCGCUUGGCUCCCAGACAGCACCUGCCUUCCCCUAGUGAGCACCCAGCUGAAAUAAAGUCAUGCUAUAGAAAGGGAACUGGGUGGUUUAAAUGUGUUCUCUC